Molecule: messenger RNA, 3746 nt
Organism: Vitis riparia (riverbank grape)
Lineage: Eukaryota; Viridiplantae; Streptophyta; Magnoliopsida; Vitales; Vitaceae
Product: lon protease homolog 1, mitochondrial
Exons: 20
Coding region: 142-3090 (982 amino acids)
Biological process (GO): chaperone-mediated protein complex assembly; protein quality control for misfolded or incompletely synthesized proteins; mitochondrion organization
Cellular component (GO): mitochondrial matrix
Molecular function (GO): serine-type endopeptidase activity; ATP binding; ATP hydrolysis activity
Source: RefSeq, a predicted model, not a curated record
AAGGUUUUGGGCUGCAGUACCCGAAAAUUCGUACCUUGUUCUCCAAGCUUUUCAUCAAUGGCGUUUUUUCUUCAAGAGAGCUAGGGCACACAGAGACUGAAAAUUCCAUUUUAAUCCUCGAAUCUCUUUCUGUAUAUAGCAAUGUUGAAGGUCAUCUCUUGUUCGGGGUUGCAGGGGCGAUUCCGUAAUAUCACACCGAGUCUUCGCCAAGGUACUCAGUCGAGCACUCCAUUGCUCCGAGUUCUGAGUCAACUCAGAGGAGUGAAUCGGUGGAGCCCUAAUUCGUGUGGAAGAGCCUUUUUCUGUUCCGACUCAAGUGAUGUAUCCGACCCAGUGGUUGGAGCCGAGGGCAAGGCAGCUGAAGCCGCGGCUGAUGAAGCUGAAUCUAAGGCUUCAUCGGCUAUAGUGCCGACCAGUCCACGACCCGAAGACUGUCUCACGGUUUUAGCAUUGCCAUUGCCACACAGACCGCUGUUUCCGGGUUUCUAUAUGCCAAUUUAUGUGAAGGAUCCUAAAUUGUUAGCAGCUUUGGUGGAAAGUCGAAAACGGCAGGCCCCUUACGCUGGUGCUUUCCUACUUAAAGAUGAGCCUGGGACUGAGCCCAGUCUGUCAUCUGGCUCUGAAACAGAGAAAAAUAUAUAUGAUCUUAAAGGAAAAGAGUUGUUUAAUCGUCUUCAUGAUGUUGGGACACUGGCCCAGAUUACAAGUAUCCAAGGAGACCAAGUGGUCCUUAUUGGUCAUAGGCGGCUUCGAGUAACGGAGAUGGUCAGCGAGGAACCCCUUACAGUCAAAGUUGAUCAUCUCAAGGAUAAACCAUAUGAUAAGGAUGAUGAUGUUAUAAAAGCAACAUCUUUUGAGGUUAUAUCAACUCUAAGAGAUGUCCUGAAGACAAGUUCCCUUUGGAGAGAUCAUGUUCAGACAUAUACUCAACACAUAGGUGAUUUCAAUUUUCCAAGGUUGGCAGAUUUUGGAGCUGCAAUAUCUGGUGCGAACAAAUUGCAAUGCCAGCAAGUGCUUGAAGAACUAGAUGUGCAUAAACGCUUACAACUUACUCUGGAAUUAGUAAAGAAAGAAUUGGAGAUCAGCAAGAUUCAGGAAUCAAUAGCAAAAGCAAUUGAAGAAAAGAUAAGUGGAGAGCAGCGUCGUUACUUGCUGAAUGAGCAGCUUAAGGCCAUAAAGAAGGAACUUGGAUUGGAGACAGAUGACAAAACAGCUCUUUCCGCAAAGUUCAGGGAAAGGCUUGAACCAAAGAAAGAAAAGUGCCCACCUCAUGUUUUGCAAGUCAUAGAAGAAGAGCUUACAAAACUGCAGCUGUUGGAGGCCAGUUCAAGUGAAUUUAAUGUAACUCGUAAUUAUCUUGAUUGGUUGACUGCAUUGCCUUGGGGGAAUUACAGUGAUGAGAACUUUGAUGUCAUGCAAGCACAACAAAUCCUUGACGAGGACCACUAUGGUUUGACUGAUGUUAAGGAAAGGAUAUUGGAAUUCAUAGCUGUUGGAAAACUCAGGGGAAGUUCACAAGGAAAAAUCAUCUGCCUCUCUGGUCCCCCUGGUGUGGGAAAAACUAGCAUUGGUCGAUCUAUUGCACGUGCUUUGAAUCGUAAGUUCUUCCGAUUUUCAGUUGGAGGAUUAGCUGAUGUUGCUGAAAUCAAGGGGCAUCGUCGAACCUAUAUUGGUGCAAUGCCAGGCAAGAUGGUGCAAUGUCUGAAAAACGUUGGAACAGCUAACCCUCUAGUUCUCAUCGAUGAGAUUGACAAGUUGGGAAAGGGACAUGCCGGUGAUCCAGCAAGUGCUUUGUUGGAGCUUCUGGAUCCAGAACAAAAUGCAAAUUUUCUAGAUCACUAUCUCGAUGUUCCAAUAGACCUAUCAAAGGUUCUGUUUGUAUGCACAGCAAACAUUGUGGAAAUGAUUCCCAAUCCUCUGCUGGACAGAAUGGAGGUUAUUUCUGUAGCUGGGUACAUCACCGAUGAAAAAAUGCAUAUUGCCAGAGAUUAUUUAGAGAAAAAUACCCGGGAAGCAUGUGGAAUCAAACCGGAACAGGCUGAACUGACGGAUGCAGCUCUUCUUGAUUUGAUAGAAAACUAUUGCAGAGAAGCAGGUGUUCGCAAUCUUCAAAAACAAAUUGAAAAAAUUUUUCGCAAGAUUGCCUUGCGACUUGUGCGACAUGAAGCAUUAAAUGAACCUCCAGCUGCUGAAGUCAAAGCAGAAGGGGUUCAGGAAUUGAAGGAAACCUUGGUUGUUGGGGAGACUCAGUCUGAAGCUGAAUCAGUAGAGGAUAGCAAUGAGGAUAGCAAUCAUGAACUGGCUACUGAAACCUCUUCCGCAACUGAUGCUGUGCAGGAAGGUGAAGGUGCUGCUGAUUCAAAGGUGACAGUGGAAACUGAAACUGAGAAAAUCCAAGAAAUUGAAUCACCUAAAACCGCCGAGAAAGUCCUGGUGGAGUCUUCAAAUCUGUCCGACUUUGUUGGCAAACCCGUUUUCCAUGCGGAUCGCAUAUAUGACCAGACACCAGUGGGUGUUGUGAUGGGUCUUGCUUGGACUGCAAUGGGUGGUUCCACCCUGUAUAUAGAAACCACUCAAAUCGAGCAAGGAGAGGGUAAAGGGGCCCUCCAUGUUACCGGACAACUCGGAGACGUUAUGAAGGAAAGUGCCCAGAUUGCUCACACUGUCGCCAGAGCAAUAUUGGCUGAGAAAGAACCUGAUAGCCCCUUCUUUGCUAAUUCCAAGCUUCAUCUCCAUGUUCCUGCUGGGGCAACCCCAAAGGAUGGCCCUAGUGCGGGUUGCACCAUGACCACAUCCCUAUUGUCCCUCGCCACAAACAAGCAUGUCAAGAAGGACCUAGCAAUGACCGGGGAAGUCACACUGACAGGAAAGAUCCUUCCCAUUGGUGGGGUUAAGGAGAAGACAAUAGCAGCAAGGAGAAGUGGUGUGAAAACCAUCGUAUUUCCUUCAGCAAACAGAAGGGAUUUUGACGAGCUUGCAGCUAAUGUGAAAGAAGGCCUCGACGUUCACUUUGUGGACAAUUACAAUGAGAUAUUCAAUCUUGCUUUCGGCCACCCCCAACAGACACAACAAGAAACCAUUCUAGCCUAACAGUUCCCAGGACAGCCCAAAAUUUUCUGCAGGUCAUCUCUCUUCUACUCCAAAACCCAAAAUUAAUCUGUCAUCAGUUUUUUGUACUUCGUCAAUUUUUCAUCCGGAUAAUCAUCAUACAACGAACUAGGAAUAUUUUUUUAGCAUAUGGGUGCCAGGAAUGGUUCACCAUUAUUUAUUCACUUCUGGGUUUUUAAACGUUUAACUCCAGAAUCGCGCCUAAACAAGAAUAGAGACUAUUCGUUAGGUGAUAUCAGAGUAUUGCCAAGGGUGGUUCCUCCAUUCUUAGAAGAAAAAUAAGACAAAUCAAAAUUUGGAUGUUGAACCGAAGUUGUUCGUGGGUUUUUCAUAAUCUUGGUUUUAUGUGUUCAUAAUUGAAUGCGAAAUCGGGUCAAAUAAAUCAAAUCAAAUCAAACUGAUAAUUAUUUACAUACAGAUGAGGAACUUGUGACCUGCAUCCGUUGAAUUUUUUUUUUUUUUUCAAGAUUUGUAAUAUUAAUUUUUAUGAAGAUUAGGUUGAUUCAAUUGUAACAGGAAAUGAGUUGUGUAUUGUUGUAAUUUUGAAAUUUCAUUUGGACCAUAGUAGGAUGAUUUGAAUGGGCCUAAGGCUUUUCUUUGCAAUAGGAUUAUUAAAUGCUUAAUAUGUUUGUUGUCUA